Molecule: messenger RNA, 774 nt
Organism: Alnus glutinosa
Lineage: Eukaryota; Viridiplantae; Streptophyta; Magnoliopsida; Fagales; Betulaceae
Product: ribonuclease 3-like
Exons: 3
Coding region: 31-711 (226 amino acids)
Biological process (GO): RNA catabolic process
Cellular component (GO): extracellular region
Molecular function (GO): ribonuclease T2 activity; RNA binding
Source: RefSeq, a predicted model, not a curated record
AACCUAACCUGAGUUCAAAGAAUUUAAGAUAUGGAACUCAAAUCGUCAAUCUUGAUCAAACUUUUGAUCGUGCAGUAUCUCUCAGUUCUUUGUCUUUCACAGGAUUUUGAUUUCUUUUACUUCGUUCAACAGUGGCCAGGAGCAUACUGUGACACAAAGCAUACUUGCUGCUAUCCUAAGACAGGAAAGCCUGCGGCAGAUUUCGGCAUUCAUGGACUUUGGCCUAAUUACAAAGAUGGUUCAUACCCGUCCAACUGUGAUCCGGCUAGUGUCUUCAAUAAAGCAGAGAUUUCAGAGCUGAUGAGCAGUAUGGAAAAGAAUUGGCCAUCACUAAGCUGCCCGAGCAGCAAUGGGCUGAGGUUCUGGUCACAUGAAUGGGAGAAACACGGGACCUGCUCAGAGUCAGAACUUGACCAGCGGGACUACUUUGAAGCAGCUCUUAAACUGAAGGAGAAAGUAAACCUCCUACAAAUCCUCAAGAAAGCUGGUAUCAAACCAGAUGAUGGAUUCUACAGCUUGGAGAGCAUUGUGGAAGCCAUCAAAGAGGCGACUGGGCACACCCCCGGGAUAGAGUGCAAUAAGGAUUCAGCUGGAAACAGCCAACUUUACCAGAUUUUCGUGUGUGUCGACACUUCCGGCUCUGAAAUCAUCGAGUGUCCGGUGCUACCAAAGGGUAGAUGUGCUUCAAAUCUCCAGUUUGCUAAGUUCUAGCCAUUGUGGUUGAUCACGAAUAUAUUUCUCCACAUCAUUAAUUUACCGCUCAUCAUUUUCAUC